Nomia melanderi (Alkali bee) is the source of this 6011-nucleotide messenger RNA. Its product is annotated as ankyrin repeat and SAM domain-containing protein 1A. Gene Ontology annotation, cellular component: cytosol. NCBI's taxonomy places the organism in Eukaryota, Metazoa, Arthropoda, Insecta, Hymenoptera, Halictidae. Gene Ontology annotation, molecular function: protein binding. The record is from RefSeq and is a predicted model, not a curated record.
GAUCACCGCUCAUGUCGAUCAGCGAUAGGAGCCGCGUGACACACUUAUUCGAUUAAAUAGCUGGUAAGCCGAGCCAGCGUCAAGCUACGGAAAAUCAGUACGGCGCAACAGCUGGCACCUUACAGUCGGCUAUAUGCCCAAGCGCGGUAUACAUCGAGCCUCUCCGCCGUGGACGUUCUAUCUCGCUCGUGGGACUACCAAUAACCGUAGACUCCAGUUGUUCCCGUCUCUGUUGCGCGCGCGAGAUCCGGUGUUCGCGAAGUGACCGCGAGGUGACGACUCAGUCGGCCCAAGAUGGCCACGCUGGAUCAAUGAAACGCGAGUAAUCGUAGUAAAAACAGAAAUUGACAAGUGUGCAGGUGAACAUCGGGCGUUGAUUACGGUGUAAAUGGACCAUGGGGAAGGAUCAGGAGCUGCUAGAGGCAGCGAGAAGCGGAAAUGUCACCGUGGUCGAGAAGAUUUUGGGUCAACGAGCGAAGAGGAGUGGUCCACUGGCAAGCUUACGGCGGGGUCCGGGGGCUAACGUGCAAGACGCCAGUGGAUACUCCGCCCUUCAUCACGCAGCGUUGAACGGUCACAAGGAGGUGGUAAAGUUAUUGCUCCAAUAUGAGGCUUCCACUAACGUCGUCGACGCUAAAGGCUCUUCGCCGCUUCAUUUGGCAGCUUGGGCGGGCGACGCUGAAAUCGUGCGGUUAAUUCUUACCCAAGGACCUUCGGUACCCAAAGUGAAUCUUACGACGAAGGACAACGAGACAGCGUUGCACUGUGCAGCACAGUAUGGGCAUACGGAAGUGGUGGCACAGCUGUUGCAAUACGGAUGCGACCCCAGUAUCCGCAACAGCCGGGGAGAAUCUGCACUCGAUCUCGCUGCACAAUAUGGCAGGCUGGAAACCGUGCAAUUACUCGUUAGCACGUAUCCGGAGCUGAUCGUACCUCUUCGGAACUCUUCCUCGUCGGUGAUUUUCCCUCAUACUCCGCUGCAUUUGGCAUCGCGAAAUGGACACAGGGCCGUUGUAGAAGUGCUGCUUGCUGCAGGCGUCGACGUUAAUACGAGGACGUCUGCAGGAACCGCAAUGCACGAGGCAGCACUCUGCGGAAAAAUGGAAGUGGUACGGGCUCUCCUUGACAGAGGGGUCGAUUUGGGAAUCCGCGACUCGAGGCAGAACACGGUUUUGGAUCUUUUGGGGCAGUUCCCGCCGCACGUCACACAGGACAUCACUGCAGUGAUAAAAAGGCAUAGGUCCUCCUCCGGCGUGGAGAGCGAUGCCGACAGCGAAAACUUGCCACCGAUUCCGGUCCAGGGCGGCGACUCGUUGGGAAGCCCUUACGAGAACGUUCGGCCAGGGGACGAUCUCUCGCCGGCGGAAGGGACGUCGCCCACUCAAUGGCAGUUCUAUCAUAAGCCUCGGGACGACGAUCGACGCGUUUCCGGCACUUCCGUCAUGUCUUUGGGUUCCGACAGCGGAUUGUACCAAACGCCACCGGUACCUCGAGGAACAAUGGAGGGUAGCUUCGUGUCGGAGGAUCUGUCCUUGACAUUACCCACGGGAUAUGGGGGUGGCAGGGAGUCGGACCAAUUGAGCGUUUCCUCGUCCUCGAGCGUCGGUGGACCGAGCCCACGGGACCGGCGUUGUUUGCCCAACGAUUCCAGCGCCGCCGGGAUUUACUUGCCAAUGGCACCCUUGUCCAGUUCUCUCCACAGCCCCGCCUCUAACAAUAAAGUCUCGCCGACGCCUCCAAAGAAGCCGCCUAGACGCAACCUGUCCGUGUCUCCUACGCACCUGCAGACGCAGAUGUCUUUGUCCGCGGAUUGCACGCUCGGGCCGAGCAACUACGAAUACCUGUUCAUGGCGCGGAGUGGUGCUCGCAGCCACAUUGACUUGGAGCAGUUGCAGAAACGUAGGGAGCAAUUGCGCCACGUGACGAGGAGCGUGGACCAAUACGUCGAGAUGAAGUCUCGGAUGCCGGACGGCGAGGAGAGGCGCGACAACAACGUGGAGCCGGUCGCGAUCACUUCGAUUUACGAGAACCGGCCGAUCAAAACGCUGAAUCCGCGUCGGAAGUUGCGCAGGCACGCGUUCGACAACUGCGAGACGGAGGGCAGCCCAUGCGGUGACAAGUCCCCGUGCAACGAGAUGGACUCGGUCAUCCAGGAGCAGACAUUCGUCUCGAACGCUUUCCUCACGCUGAAGUCCUCGCAGGAGAGUCUGCUUGACGAGAAACGGGACGCGACCGACGACUCGGCGAACGAAGGCCGCGAGGCGACGGACAAGCGCCUGAAACGAGUACAAAUGAUGCUGCCGACCAGUCCCACGCACUACGCACAGCCUCCGACCCCGGAUCACCCGCCUCCGUCGGCUAUGCAGGCCGAGAAGUCUAUUCACGAGCGGAUUCGGCCGUUGAGUCAGGUGUACAAACGGAGGUCCCGCGACAUGGAAACCGAAACCGACGAGGAUUUACUGCAGUUUCCGGCCGGCGGCAGCCUGGACGCGUCCAGCGGCUCGUUGUCGAGCGUGUCUCUGUCGGACAAGAGCAUGUCGACGGACAACGUCGAGGAAUACUUCGGGGACGUGCCGUUCGCAGGUUUGUUGAAAGGGUCCGUGACAGCUGAGCGGCCUCGGACGUUGCGACGCUUGAAGAACGUUUACGGGCCAUCCGCAUGCGGAAUGGGAGCCGGCGGCGAGGGUGGAGGCGGCGACCGUAUCGAGGACGGAGAGGUCCCGUUCCGAUUGUCCGAUCGUGACCGCGAGAGGGACGAGAAAUCGCUUAGUAUAAUGAGCCCGUUCGACGAGCAGGAGGAAUGGGCGAAGAUCUCGGAGAUCAUGGCGUCCUUCGGGACCGGCCUCGUCAGGGAGUCGGUUUUCGUCACCGAACUCGAGAAGGAGUUCCAGACGAGGCUAGGUCUGAGUUCAGACACCAGCAGCAGUCCCAUUGUCUCGACUUCCGUCGGUCAGUGGUUGUCAACGUUAGGUCUGGCGGAUUACGAGACCCUGUUCAUCAGUUACGGUUUCGACGACCUGGACUUUAUCAAUGGAGUCAUGGACGAAGCUGAUCUGAAGGAGAUGGGGAUCAACAGCGACCAGGAGCGAGCCGUGAUUAUGGAUGCGGUCGGUCUGCUGAGCAAACGGGUGGAAAAACGGACCGGCUGCACCAGUCAAUCGGUGGACGAGUGGCUGAAGAGCAUCCACUUGGACAAUUACGCGGAGACCUUCAGGAAACACUUGUACACCGAGAUGGACCGCGUCAGGUGCGUGUGGGAGGUGGAGCUCGCGGCGGUGCUGGAGAUCCAAAAGCCGGCGCAUAGAAAGAGGAUUCUCGCGUCGGUCAGCGGCUCGAACACCCGUGCACAGAAUCGCAAUUGCACUGGUCCCAACUUGGAGGACCUCAAUAAGGAUCUCAAUACCUUGAAGACGAACAUACAACAGCUGAAGGAGGAGAUACGGGAAAAACUGCCGGAAACAACGGCAGAGGGUAAUGGCGGCACGUCGAUAACCGGAACGAAUUCGACUACCACGGGCACAUUAAGGCACCGCAAAAAUAGACCGGCCCCGCAGCCACCCCAGCGACCCAGUUCGCAUAAUGGGGCGAUCUCGGCACCGGAACAGCUCGAGAUCAGAGCACCGUCGGAGCUGUUGUUCGGCGUACCAUCCACCCUGAAGACGCAAUGGAGGCACCAGCCAAAAGCUCUAGUCACCGGCUGCGUCACGUACGUCGCCAAUUAUCUGGGCUCCACUUUCGUGAAAGAGCUGCGUGGCACCGAGUCUACAAAGAAGUCUAUACAGAAGUUGAAGAAAACGUGUCGGGAGCCCAGAGUCACUCCUGACAUCACUUUGGCCAUUUCUUAUCGCGGUGUCCGUUUUCUGAAUACAGUUACAAACGAGCUCAUUUGCGUGCACGAAAUACGCAACAUUCACUGCGCCUGCCAGGACGCCGACGAUCUUACCCAUUUCGCGUACAUCACCAAGGACCAUGACAGCCGGACACAUUUUUGUCACGUCUUCUGUGUGCCAACAAUGGACCAAGCGACAGAGGUGAUUCUGACCCUAGGUCAAGCCUUCGAGGUGGCUUACCAAAUGGCGCUGAGGGACAAGGUAGGCGGUCACACGGUUCGAUCGCAGUCCGCGAACCAGUUGAUAUCGUACUCGACGAAAUCACCAGGGACUACCAAGCUACCAGCGUCGCCGGACUCCGCGAGUGAGCUCGGCCGGGAUCCGGACCAACUUCCAGCCACGGGGCCAGGCUUGAACUCGUGCAGCAACGCGAAACUGAAGCCAAGGUCCAAGUCGUCCAUUCCCAGUCCGAUGAUCCAGAUCCCGAGUCCUCCGCAGGACGUGAACUCGAACUCGAGUUCCGGCUCGAGCACCACGGCGAACUGCACCUCUAGCUCGAACCCGGCGACCAGUCCCAGCAACAACUCUGUCAGCAGUUCCAACUCGAACACCAGCACGAACCAAACAGCCAAGCCACUUGUCACUCAUGGACGGUCCCAUUCGGUGAACGACAUUAAGCUGAACGGUAAUCAGCUGAAGCUGGCACCUGUGCCGGUCGACGACAUUGGAAUAGGCGUGAAGGACCUGAAGCCUGGCUCCAGGGCACCGAUCGCCCUGUCAGAGGAACUCUAGAGAAACCAAGAGGCAUUUUCAGAGAUACGGAGAGCUUCUUUUGUCGCUGAAGUUGGAUCGUUCAGUCGUGGUUAGGUCCAGCUAGACACGGAAAGCUAACGAUCGUGUAAUUUGUAAAUGUAGAUGAUCCUUGUUUAGAGGAUGGGUCAAGGUGUCUCGAAGAUAUCUUGAUAGAUGUACGCAGAGCUGAACGAUGGCUCUUGAAGGAUCCUAAAGGAUACUUUGGAGUAGAGUCCGACUCCACCGAUUGCUGAACCUGUGCGGAUCUUUUCCAAAGUAGCGCUGGGACUUCCGUUUUCUGACGGAGGCCGGACGUUGUCCCAGAUGAAGCGACGGACGAUCGCUUUCGUGUUUAGGAUUAAUUGAUUCUAUGUAAAGAUCAUGCGACACCGGGGUCGGUGGUGUUCCCAGGUGUCUUUUUAUCUGUCGAACUUUUGUAGUAGCGUUAUACACGUGUGGUAGCGUGGCGCGUGCAAGUUUGUAUGAACACUUUUUCUCCGGGGCGAGUCACGGAGGGCCUCGCGGCGGCUCAGGUAAGUGGACGACCGUCGUCUGAACACAUACUUUGCCAAAUCCCGCGUUUUCCGGAACCGUGUCCGACCAAUCUCCGAACACAGCGACACUGUGAUUCUAACGCGUCGGGAGUAUAUUUCGACGAACCGACAAGACUCGUCCGGAUGGCAACCGAGUGCUCACCUUUUUACACGUUUCUGCGCGCGAUCGCGCGGCGCGACCGAUCGAUAUACCCAGGAACAACGAACUUUUGUUACAUUCACUCCUAUUUACCGGGUUGUUUCCGUUUGAUUUGAUCGUUCCAAAGGUUUUCAAUAGAUACUGCACUGCUCGAAUAUCGUGCGAGAAGUAGGUGAACACGAUGAAGAAUCUGGGGAUUCAGAAUUUUUGUUGGAUGGAAUACUUGAUCGUACUGUUUACAUCUUUAAUAUCUAAGUUUGAGGAGAAGCUAGUAGGAUACUACAAUUUUUUUUUAAUAGAAGUUACAACCACGAAACGUCUUCCAUUCAUAGUACAGCCAAUCGAAAUGAACAUUUAAUUUCCGCUAAUAUUCUUCCAUUAACGAGGAAAGAAGUAUACAUUUAUUUGGUAUCGACUGCGAUAAGAGAAAUUUACGUUGAAGAUUACUGCUCUUUUUUCCUGUCUAAAAAUCGAGACACAUCAGAACGAUCAGGUUAAACGGAGCGUCCCGUUUACGAAAACGCGAUUGUCUCUCGCGAAACGUUCUCACCGCGCGACGCGCGUCAAUCACGAACAGUAUUAUUCGACUAAAAUAAUAAUGCUCCCGAACACCGUAGAUAUUUUCUAGUUACACGCACGAUGUUUUGUCGGUACGAACGAGUGAGGAACGUUACAUCGAUGUCUCGCCUAAAUUAA